Molecule: messenger RNA, 496 nt
Organism: Equus caballus (horse)
Lineage: Eukaryota; Metazoa; Chordata; Mammalia; Perissodactyla; Equidae
Gene: NDUFC1
Product: NADH:ubiquinone oxidoreductase subunit C1
Cellular component (GO): mitochondrion
Source: RefSeq, a predicted model, not a curated record
CCGCCAGGGGGCGCUCGGCCGGGCGCCGACCCCAGAGCCGCGGGGCUGCGGGGCUGCGGGGCUGCUGGGAGGCGGAGCCCAGGCCGGCAAGAUGGCGCCGUCCGCGUUGUUGCGCCCCUUCUCCAGGCUGCUGGCCCCGGCCAGACUCCCGAGCGGCUCUUCAGCGCGGUCAAAAUUCUACAUUCGGGCGCCGCCACAUGACAAACCUGACUGGCUGAAAGUUGGACUGACCUUGGGCACCUCCGUCUUCUUGUGGAUCUAUCUCAUCAAACAACAUAAUGAAGAUGUUUUAGAGUAUAAAAGAAGAAAUGGGUUGGAAUAAGCUUUUGAAAUACUAAUAUAGUAUGCUCCAUAUAGUGAUUAUAGCACUUCCUCUCAAUUCACCAGCCUGUUGAGUUGUAAACGUGAGAGAAAAAGUUAUAUGUGAAUAUAUGUCAAGUCAGCUUUGUGUUUUGCAUCAUUAAAUGAAAAAAUAAAAAUAUUUCUGUAUUCUUCA